CAAAAGUAGUCCCCAGUAUUUACAGAAGAAUUCGGGGCCCCUCAUAUCCCCAUUCUUUAACAUCUCCUCCCCACAUCCUUUUCGUUCUACCUCUCUGAAUUUCCUCUCUCAUUUCUCUCUGUGCUCUCACUCUCACUGUUCGUUUUCAAUAUCGAUCAUGAAAAGCAGCGCGAACACGAAGCUCAUUCUCCUCCACUCUUCUAUCCAUAAACCCUCCUCCGCUCACCACCACUGCUUUUACCUUCUCUUCUUCCUCACUUUCUUCACCUUAGUCUUUACUCUCACUUUCUUCAACUCCGCCAUCAAUCCCGUCGCCUUCACUAACACAUUCACGUCCGCCUCGAGCUCCGGCAGCCUUCCGUCCACCAUUACCGCUGCUCUCCUUCACUACACCUCCACCUCUAACUCCACCAUGACUCCAGCUGAGCUUACCUCCAUCGCCAACACUCUCUCAACCUGUUCUCCCUCUUGUAACUUCCUCAUUUUCGGUCUCACCCACGAGUCUCUCCUUUGGAAGUCGCUAAAUUUCCAAGGCCGCACUAUCUUUCUCGACGAAAGCGAGUUCUUAGUCCAAUCUUUUGAGAAACUUCAUCCGGAUAUCGAGAUUUACGAUGUUCAAUACGUCACCAAGGUCAAGGAAAUGAGAGAACUUUUGUCGUUGGCGAAAAGUCACGUGAGAGGCGAUUGCCGGCCAGUGCAAAAUCUUCUCUUUUCUGACUGCAAAUUGGGAAUCAACGACUUGCCGAAUCAUAUAUACGACAUUGACUGGGAUGUGAUUUUAGUGGACGGUCCACGUGGCUACAACUCGGCCGCUCCAGGGAGGAUGGCUCCGAUAUUUUCGGCUGCUGUAAUGGGGAGAAGCAAGAGGGGGAAGGAGAAGAAGACGCAUGUAUUCGUACACGAUUUCGAUAGGGAAGUUGAGAGAGUUUACAGUGACGAGUUUCUGUGUACAGAGAACUUGGUGGAGAGUGUGGAUUUGUUGGGGCAUUUUGUGCUGGAGAAAAUGGAGGAGAUCAAGUUUGAGUUCUGUAGAAAUUCAUCAUCAUCGUCGUCUUUACCAUAUUCAUCAUCAUCAGAAGAUGGCGAUGAUGAUGACGACAAAUGAUUCAGAUAAGAACUGUGAUUAUUUAUUGUAUAAUUACAUGCCCGAUUUACCUUUAAUGUCUUUUUGCUUUUUCUACAUGUAACAUGUCGAAAUUUUCUAGUUUCGAAAUUUAAAAUUUGAAUCUUUAGAGACCCAAAAGGAAAAUCUAGUAUUGAAGAUUCAAAAUUCGUAA
Messenger RNA from Mangifera indica (mango), 1277 nucleotides. Its product is annotated as protein IRX15-LIKE-like. Bases 158 to 1105 code for a protein of 315 amino acids. The transcript has a single exon. The record is from RefSeq and is a predicted model, not a curated record. NCBI's taxonomy places the organism in Eukaryota, Viridiplantae, Streptophyta, Magnoliopsida, Sapindales, Anacardiaceae. Gene Ontology annotation, biological process: xylan biosynthetic process.